Malassezia globosa CBS 7966 is the source of this 462-nucleotide messenger RNA. RefSeq lists its product as uncharacterized. Lineage: Eukaryota; Fungi; Basidiomycota; Malasseziomycetes; Malasseziales; Malasseziaceae. The record is from RefSeq and is a predicted model, not a curated record. The transcript has a single exon. Bases 1 to 462 code for a protein of 153 amino acids.
AUGCUGCUAGCUGAGGCAUUAACCGAGCGAGCCGAGGCACAGCGCCGAUAUGAGCAGCUGAUGCAGCGGCUCCUGCGAGUCGUGCGAGUACAAGAGGGCGACGAGCCAGUAGAGGACCCGGAGGAGCUCCUCGUCUCCGCCAAUGGCAUUCUAGACAGAAUGGACUGGCUCAUCCGAUGCGUCAACAAGACCAACACACAAACCAUGUUUGAUGACAAGCACACACUUACAGAUGCGAUCGCAUUCCGAGACAUGGCGCUCAAGCGGCGGAAGCUGUAUUCCGACGUGGCAACAAAGGCGAGCACAUCGCAAGAUCGAUACACACGCAGUGAGAUCAAGUAUGUGAGUGUGAUUGAUGUGCGGAAGAUGCAAAAGCAGGUGGACAAGCUCGCAGGCGAGUACCGGACAUUGGACACGCGAAUCCAAAAGAUGAACUGGGAGGUGGAGUUGAUCGAGGAGUAG